CACCCUUCAGUUCACCACACAUUUUCUUUCAAAAUAUUGUCGACGCCCGCUUUCCCUUCCCCGAGUUGCAGCUGUAUAAACACCAAAAUACAGCCGCAGCAACACCCAACGUCGUUUCUCCCGUCGCUUGCUGUUAACGCGGUCCUCUCUCAGGCACGCUGCACUUGUCCUCGCUGCUGCUCCUCGUCCAGCUGCUCGCCCUCCUUGCCACUAGUCCUCGUCAUCAGUCGCGCCGCUGGUCCUCGUCCUCUGUCACGCCGCUCAGAUUGGCACUGGCAAUUUUGGUUUUAAUAAAUGGGAAAAGGUAGUAGACUGAGUGAGAUGUUUGGCAAUUUGGGUAGUUUCCUUAGAAUAUGCAUAUUUCGUGUUCUAUCAAUGGGACCCAUUCCCAAUCAUUUUGCCUUCAUAAUGGAUGGGAAUCGGAGGUAUGCUAAGAAGAAAAACAUGAAAGAAGGGGCUGGUCAUAGGGCUGGAUUUUUAGCUCUUAUUUCCUUACUUAAGUACUGCUAUGAAUUGGGAGUGAAGUAUGUAACUGUUUAUGCUUUUAGCAUUGAUAAUUUUAAAAGGAGUCCUGAUGAGGUUAAGGACCUGAUGAAUCUGUUGCUAGAAAAGAUUGAGGAGUUGCUGAGGGAUGAAAGCAUUGUGAAUCAAUAUGGAGUCAGAGUAUAUUUUAUAGGAAAUUUGAAGCUCUUGAUUGAACCCGUGAGGAUUGCAGCAGAAAAGGUUAUGAAGGCGACUGCCAACAACACCAAUUAUACCCUUCUAAUCUGCAUAGCCUACACUUCACUUGAUGAGAUUGUACAUGCUGUUCAAGUUUCAUGUAAAAAUGUGACCUCCAGUUGUAUAGCUACAGGAGUUGAAGAGGAUGGCAAUAAAAAUAAAAAUAACAUGACUUUGCGUGCUGUCCAAGGAUCCUAUGUAGAUACAUGGUAUAACUAUCAAGCAAUGAAGGAAAAUAGAAUGGGCAAUGGAGCAUCUGCAUCCAAAGAAAGUGGGGAUAUGCAGGGAGAGUGUUCUAUCAUAAAGCUAGUUGACAUUGAGAAGCAUAUGUACAUGGCAGUAGCUCCGAAACCUGACAUCCUUAUUCGAAGUUCUGGAGAGACCCGCCUGAGCAACUUUCUACUUUGGCAAGCUAGUGAGUGUCUGUUGUAUUCUCCAGAUGCUUUGUGGCCAGAAGUUGGUUUAUGGCACUUGCUGUGGGCAGUAUUAAACUUCCAAAGAAACCAUUCUUAUUUGGAAAAGAAAAGGCGGCAGUUGUAACUUUGUUUUUUAAGCAGCUGUAACGAAUUUAAUGCUGCAGAAAAGUCACGUAUCACACGUCAUGUGAUAGUUGAGUACUCUUCACUAAAUUUUUGUGGAAGUUGGUAAGCGCAAGGAUGUGAUACAGAAAGCUUAAAUUUUCAAGCAUGGGCUUUUGUUUUUUAGUUGCAAGGGUGGUGUUUUUUUUUUUUUUUUAAUUUAUAAUCAGGUUCAAUAUAGGUCAGUUAACUCGUGAAAAUAUGAGAAGCUUCUUUUGAUGCAUUCUCAUAUUAUCUUGAAAGAUCUUGAAUUUGCACUCAUACUGUCUAGAAUUUAAGCUAUCAGAUACCAUUUCUAUGGA
Messenger RNA from Manihot esculenta (cassava), 1600 nucleotides. RefSeq names its product dehydrodolichyl diphosphate synthase 6. The record is from RefSeq and is a predicted model, not a curated record. Gene Ontology annotation, cellular component: endoplasmic reticulum. NCBI's taxonomy places the organism in Eukaryota, Viridiplantae, Streptophyta, Magnoliopsida, Malpighiales, Euphorbiaceae. Gene Ontology annotation, biological process: polyprenol biosynthetic process. The transcript has 2 exons. The coding region runs from base 295 to 1260 and encodes 321 amino acids.